AUGCCGUUUCCUCUAACACCAAGAGACCGCGAGGACUUCAGCGUUGCGAUCAUCUGUGCUCUAGAGAUAGAAUCUAACGCAGUAGAGCUCCUUUUUGACCAUAUCUGGGAUGCAAACGGUGAUCGAUACGGUAAAGCGCUUAAAGACACAAAUUCCUAUCGAACAGGAGUGAUCGGCAAUCAUAAUGUCGUGUUGGCAUAUAUGACUGGCAUGGGGAAGGUCCAAGCAGCAACUGUCGCAAAGAGCUGCCACUGGAGCUUUCCAUGUAUCCGACUUGCCUUGAUUGUUGGCGUUUGUGGAGGGGUGCCAGGAGGCAUCGAAGGGGGAAUAUUCCUUGGUGAUAUCAUAAUCAGUGGUGAGAUUUUGCCGUACGAUUUUGGAAAACAGUUCCCCGGGUCAUUCCAAUACAGAGAAACGGCGUCUCGCUCAAGUGGGGAUAGCGAAGUGCAAGCCUUCUUGCGCAAGCUUAGAAGCCUAAAGGGCCGCGAGUAUCUACUCAGCAGGACAGACUAUCAUCUUAGUGCCCUUCGAACGCGAACUAGCGAUUAUUCUUGCCCCCCUAGGCAAUCUGAUCAGCUUUUCGAACCAAACUACCACCACAAGCAUCACGAUAACUCGAAAUGCAAAACAUGCGGGGAGAACAAAUCUUGCAAAAAGGCCCAGAAGGCCACUUGUAAAGCACUGAGGUGUGAUCGGGAGAGAUUAAUUGUUCGUUCGCGUUCAUCUCAGAGGGAGUUCAGUGUCCACUUUGGGCGAAUAGCGUCAGGAGACACAGUCAUGAAAUCUGGCAAGGACAGAGACAGAAUUGCCGAUAAAGAGAAGGUGAUUGCGUUUGAAAUGGAGGGUGCGGGCAUUGACGGUAUUAUGCCUUUUCUUGUUAUAAAAGGAGUCUGUGACUAUGCCGACAGUCACAAAAACAAAAUCUGGCAAAAGUACUCUGCCGGAGCAGCAGCCGCGUGCAUGAAGUCACUACUUGAACAGUGGGCGGUCAUUGACCAAUUCGAAAAGAGACCUAAGCAACCGCGGGACUCAUCACAGGAAUCUCACUGCCCUAUCCAAGAAACGGCCUCCAAAGUAUGCGCUCUGUCAAGUCGCAGAGAAGAAGGAUGUCACUCACAAUACAAUCCUGAUACCAGCGAUGGGGAGCUGUUGCAGGUUCUGCCUGAAAUCGACUCCAGUUUUAAGUGUGUCAUUAAAUCCCUCAGGGAACAUCGAGAGUAUUUGCCUCGAGAUGCUGAUCUCAAAGAAAUGUUGAAAAACCAGCGCUUCCUUGUCUCCGAUCUUGCAAAAGUCCUGUUAUCAGAUGACCGCCUUGGUUCAUCCGAGUUUUCUUGUCUAGAGAUAGCUCUGGAGAUCCAAAAGAAGCUUGAAAGCAUUGAGGGCUUAACCAGACAGCUUCCUGUUGCUACUCAGGCAAGGUCAGAGCACAUAAGUGCCGUGUCGUUGCUCAAGUAUUCUGUAGAAGACAUGGAAUCCCUGGUUCAAAAUUUCGGGUCGGUCAUUAAUCAACCGAAGAAAAACCAUACGUGUACCUGGCAAGCAUCAACGAUAGACAGAAUCCCUGAAUGUCGUCGAAAAUUUGAGGACUUCCGUGUUAUCCAACAAGCAGCUCGCAGCCUCUACGACGCUUUCGGGUCAGCUUGUGCAGCACAUACUGUCCAUAAUGUGCACAUAUCCCUCCAGCCAGCUGUUAAUGGAACGACAACCCGGGUCCGAUUCAACAUCGCCUUUAUUCAACACCCAAGAGCACCGGGGAACGCGGCCUGGAUAGACGUAGAGUCCACCAUCACAUCUCAUAAGAGUUAUUCUCAGCUAGCGUUCACAUCAUCCUCUAGCGAAAAUCCUUCUCUCAAAAGACAACGAGAGGUCAAGCGCGAAAUCUACUCAUCGGCACCACGAAAACGUGUGCAGUUCAAGCUUCCAGCAGCGCCAAUACAGCCACUGUGCUCAAAAGCAGACGUCGAUAAAAUCCCAUAUCUCCAUAUCCAACGCAACUUCUGCAAGGUGGUCGAGAGAUCUUUAAACCAACAGGAACGUAAUACGUGCAUUGGCUUACUUGGGGACAACGGAACAUGCAAACACUUGGCAUAUUUAGGCAGUCGGACCAGCAUAACAACCACAGCCAAGUCCCUGUCAGAGCUUAUAUCACAACCAAGAUCCGACAUCAUGAAGGAAAUGAGUCAGUACGAGCGUGUCCGUCUGGCUAAAUAUCUCGCUACUGCUGUUCUUUACUACCAUGCCACACCAUGGCUCAACAGGGCAUGGCGAAGUGAAGAUAUUCAUUUUUUUGAUAGUCCCGAUCCUUCCGUUGAACAGCCACAGCAUGUCUGUGCUUACAUGACGAGCUCUGUUUCAACCGAAUCACUGCCUGCGUCUCCCGCGUACCCUCGCCUUAUUCGAAAUCCAGUUCUCUUCGGACUCGGCGUGAUGUUCCUCGAGCUCGCAUUUCAAGUUCCUCUCGCGGCCCUGGCACGGUCGAUCGACCGAGAAGAAGGAGGGAAACCAGACUUCGAUGAAUAUUUCACAGCCCGCCGAGUAGUAGAGUUUAGCCAUGGCAAGAUCAGCAAAAGCUUCAAAGAGGUCAUCAAGAGAUGUCUUUACUGCGACUUUGGGCAUGACGAUGACUUCAAGAGUCCUGCCCUUCAGCAGGCUUUUUACAACAAUGUCAUUACAGUCCUUGAUGAUCUGGAAGAGCAGUUCAGAGAACUUCAGCUUGACUAA
Messenger RNA from Penicillium daleae, 2721 nucleotides. Its product is annotated as 5'-methylthioadenosine/S-adenosylhomocysteine nucleosidase family protein. Gene Ontology annotation, biological process: nucleoside metabolic process. The record is from RefSeq and is a predicted model, not a curated record. The transcript has 3 exons. Gene Ontology annotation, molecular function: catalytic activity. The coding region runs from base 1 to 2721 and encodes 906 amino acids. NCBI's taxonomy places the organism in Eukaryota, Fungi, Ascomycota, Eurotiomycetes, Eurotiales, Aspergillaceae.